This is a messenger RNA of Penicillium macrosclerotiorum, 3369 nucleotides long. Its product is annotated as TMCO4 family protein. The record is from RefSeq and is a predicted model, not a curated record. NCBI's taxonomy places the organism in Eukaryota, Fungi, Ascomycota, Eurotiomycetes, Eurotiales, Aspergillaceae. The coding region runs from base 1 to 3369 and encodes 1122 amino acids. The transcript is spliced from 3 exons.
AUGUCCGCUGCAAUUGACACCGUCGGCGGUACCUCCGAUCAAUCUGCGCCUCCAAGUUCCCGAUCAACUACGCCGCAGCUGUCGGCCACCGGCACUUCCUCUGAAGAUGACACCGGCAAUAGAAAGGAGAAUAUAAAGCCCCAAGAAGGGGCUGGGGCUGAGCUGAAGAUAGAAUCACGAGGACACGAAGGGCAAGAAACAUCACAAGUGGUGGAUGAUUUUGGGCUUCCUAUUCGAAUGCGCUCACCACCGAGACGGCUGCCUGACGGUUCCUCCGACGAGACCGACCAUGCCCCCGAAGUCGAAGAAGCUGCGUCGGGAUCUGCCAAUACCACUACACCCCCACCGGUCAAUCCACAAUCGAAGCACGAGACUCUGCAAAAUAGUGAUUCAGGGAAUCAACCGAAGCAGGCGACCGGACCCGACGUGGAAACCCCACAGGAGACGGCGAGGGAGGGCGGCGAGCAUUCAACAGACAAAAGGCUUGAACCCGGUGCGCCUGAUAGUGCAGCAUCAGAGAACACCCACGGCAACAAUACGGAAAUUUCAGAAUGGUCGCACCAACAUUUGGCUCAACCUCGUCAUGUGGAUGAGGACGAAGAAGAAGAAGAGGAGGAACCAGAAGAUUGGAAGGCAAUGCCUGCCCUUGGGGAAAUGGACUACUACGAUGACUAUGGACGGUUAAUUGCUCGAGGUCUCAAAGAAGAGGACGACGAAGCUGUAUACAGUGGACUGGGUGGUGCAGGCAAAGGCUAUACUCGGGUGCAGCUCGAUGAAGACGCCCAAUCUGCGACCAGCAUGGACGAGGACACUAGCUACCUUUUCCAGGAGACAACAGGAAAUUCGGCUGGGUUGGUUGGCGAAGAGCUUCGCGAUACGGUCAGUCAACUUCAAGCCACAAAGGACCUUCUCAAUGAGACACAAAAGAUUGCCUACGUAGGCGUGGUCCGUCUCGCAAUUUUUGAGAUGAACCAGGAACUCGCCAAAGUACCCACCAACAGGUCGACCCGCAAAGUCAUCUUGAAGGCGCAAGACUCCAUGAGAAAAUGGGGCCAGGCAAUGAUGGGCCGGAUCUAUAUGCACAUGGAAAUUGAUGCAGCCGAACAAAUUAUGAUCGAGCAACUUGCUGAACACGGUGUCCAGCCGGGAGAUCUUGUGCGGCCGCUCAUGCAAAAUGCGCGUGUGAAGAAUCCCAUGGCAGAAGGCGAGCCAAAAACUUCGACCUCCUCCGUCUCAUCUCCGACUGUGGAAAGUGCAUCUCGGUCCAGAAUAUCUGCCGAGACCGAGAUCUCCGAGCUUGGGUCCCCCCCACCGUAUGAUACCCAUGAAGGGGAAGAGGUGGUUCCGGAAGUCCAGACCCCCUCUCAAUUGCCCACGUCGGCUAAAAUCGACAUUGACCUUCGAUGGACAGUUCUGUGUGAUCUGUUUCUUGUGCUCAUUGCAGACUCUGCGUAUGAUGCUCGGUCGCGAACAUUGUUGGAAAGAGUUGGUGCGGCCAUGGACGUAACAUGGCUGCAGAUCUCUCGAUUUGAGAAGCGCGUGACAGAUGCCCUUGAAAUGCAAGAGCAGGCAGAAAAAGAAACCUGGGACGAAUCAGAACAUAUGGAAAAUCGCCGCCAAAUGUCUUUGAAACGUAAAUAUAUGAUCAUGGGUCUCGCCACGGUUGGUGGAGGACUGGUCAUCGGUCUAUCUGCUGGGCUGUUGGCUCCCGUUAUCGGAGCUGGCCUUGCUGCUGGAUUUACGACAGUCGGCAUAUCCGGGACUAGUGCCUUCUUAGGAGGUGUUGGAGGUACAGCUCUAAUUGCUUCCGGUGCAACGAUGACUGGAAGUGCCAUUGGGCUAAAAGCAUCACAUCGACGCACUGGCGCGGUCCAGACAUUUGAAUACCGCCCUCUACACAACAAUAAGAAGGUCAACUUGAUUGUGACCGUGUCAGGUUGGAUGACGGGCAAGGUUGAUGAUGUUCGUUUACCAUACAGUACUGUGGACCCAAUUAUGGGCGAUAUUUACUCUGUCUUGUGGGAGCCUGAGAUGCUGCGCAGUAUGGGUGACACCAUCAACAUUCUUGCGACCGAAGCAUUGACCCAAGGGUUGCAGCAAGUACUGGGUAGCACCGUUUUGAUGGCUUUGAUGGCAUCUCUACAAUUGCCUCUUGUCCUCACCAAGCUUUCCUACCUGAUUGACAAUCCCUGGACCGUCUCAUUGGCUCGUGCCAACGCCGCAGGUUUAGUCAUGGCAGAUUCCCUUCGGGAUCGGAACCUUGGGAAUCGACCUAUAACAUUACUGGGGUUCUCUCUGGGAGCACGGGUCAUCUUCUCCUGCCUUAAAGAGCUGGCCGAUAAGGGUGCACAUGGUUUGAUCCAGAAUGUGUAUCUGUUUGGCUCGCCUAUUGUGGCUAGCAAGGAUGAAUAUAUGAAAGCUCGGAGUGUUGUCUCAGGCCGGUUCGUCAACGGCUAUGCCACCAAUGACUGGAUUCUGGGAUACCUCUUCCGUGCCACAAGCGGUGGUAUUAUGAGAGUCUCCGGCCUUGCGCCUAUCGAAGGAAUCCCAGGCCUGGAGAAUUUCGAUCUCACUCAGACUGUCAAUGGCCAUAUGGCCUACCGCUCUGCUAUGCCUCGUAUUCUGAGAGAGGUUGGUUGGGAAGUCCUGGAAGAUGAAUUCGCUGAGAUUGAAGACCCGGAUCCUGACGAUCAUGCCGAACGACAAAGAGAGCUGAUUCGUGAAAUCGACGAUGCUCGCCGCGAGGCCGAGUUGAAGCCGGAGAAGAAACGAUUCGGGCUUUUCAAGCGAGGAAAGAUGGCCGAGAAAAAAUCCUGGGAAACAUAUGAUGUUGACCGUAACUCUCCCUCGCGUGACUUGACGGAAUCUUCCAGCGCACCAGGCUCUGUGCUCUUCGACAUCGAGGCCAUCCGCGCCGAGCUGGCAUCGGAGGCAAUCGAAGUUAAACAGCUUGAAUCGACUCUGCCUCCCAUGAAGUUGAAUUUAAAUGCCCCGUCCGAUCCAGCAUCCUUCCAGUCCGCGACUCCUGUUGAGAAGCCUUCCAAAUCUCCAGAGACACCCUCAGUCCCUCGCACAGUAUCGGAGCCCGAACUCAGCACCAUUCAUCACUCUUCCCAGGGUCGGAAUGAUCCAGCUCCUGCGGCUCAUAAGGACGAAGAGAUUGAAAUGACUUUUGAUACCUCGUUCCACAAGACCACACAAUUUCAUUCUGAGCCACCUUCUCGGCCCGAAUUGCACUCAUCUUCUACUAUGCCCACAGGCAUCGGCGCCAGCGCCAUCGGAGCUAUGGCCAUGGAACAUAACGCCUGGGCUGACCAUGAUCAUGAUUUGGGGCAUGGAGACGGUGAAAUCUCUAUGACCUUCGAAUAA